GUAGUGUCUGUCCCUGGCACCUUCUGCAUCGACGAGAUGAAUCCAAUGAACGGUCCAGCUGGCGCGUCCUCCAUUUGGCAGGAGGCGCGCAACUCCGACGGAAGAGUUUAUUACUACAAUGUUCAAACGAAGGCGACGCAAUGGGCAAAGCCCAUCGAGCUGAUGACGCCGGUUGAGCGCGCUUUGGCAAACCAGCCAUGGAAGGAAUAUACUGCUGAGGGUGGUCGGAAAUACUGGUACAACACCGAAAGCAAGCAAAGCACUUGGGAGAUGCCAGAUGUUUACAAGAAUGCUCUGGCACAGGCUCAGGCCCCUCAGCCCCCUCCGGCAGCGGCUCCAACUUUCGUUGCAGGAGGUGUUAGCUCGCUUUCCUCUUACCCACAGCAGCGGGACCGCGAUGACUUUGAUCGAGGCUAUGGCGACCGACGCGGUGGGUAUAAUUCGAUGGAUUCCAAUGGUAUCGCGGCGGCUUCUCUCUUAGGCACCCAGCAAGCCGAGCCCGAAUACGGCUCUCUCGAAGAGGCAGAAAACGCGUUCAUGAAGAUGCUGAAGCGCCACAACGUUCAGCCCGACUGGAGCUGGGAGCAAACCAUGCGUGAAACCAUCAAAGACCCUCAGUAUCGUGCCCUGAAAGACCCCAGAGACCGCAAGGCAGCAUUUGAGAAAUUUGCGGUCGAGGUUCGCAUGCAGGAAAAGGAUCGGGCGAAAGAAAGAUUCGCUAAGCUCCGAGCAGAUUUCAAUACCAUGCUGAAGCGCCAUCCUGAGAUUAAGCAUUACAGUCGCUGGAAGACCAUCCGACCGAUCAUCGAGGGCGAAACCAUCUUCAGGUCUACGGACGAUGAGAGUGAGAGGCGCCAGCUCUUCGAGGAAUAUAUUGUCGAGCUCAAGAAGGAGCACGUCGAGGUGGAAGCGGUCAAGCGUAAAGCCGCCAUGGAUGAGCUAGUGACUAUCUUAAAAUCCCUGAACCUGGAACCUUACACACGCUGGUCUGAAGCACAGGCGAUCAUUCAGUCGAAUGACAAGGUCCAGAGCGAUGAUAAGUUCAGAACCCUUAGCAAGUCUGACAUUUUGACUGCCUUUGAGAACCACAUCAAGACCCUUGAGAGGGCAUUCAACGAUGCCCGUCAACAGCAAAAAGCAGCAAAGGCGAGAAAGGAGCGCCAUGCUCGCGAGCAUUUCACCGAGCUUCUGAAGGAAUUGAGAUCACAGGGCAAGAUUAAAGCCGGAAGCAAAUGGAUGAACAUCUACCCGUUGAUCCACGAAGAUCCCCGAUACAUCGGCAUCCUGGGUAACUCCGGAUCAUCUCCUCUGGAUCUGUUCUGGGAUGUAGUUGAGGAAGAAGAACGGGCGUUGCGUGGUCCGCGUAACGAUAUCUUGGAUGUGCUUGAUGACAAACGCUUCGAGGUUACAACCAAGACCACCUUCGAAGAAUUCAACGAAGUUGUGUCUGGUGAUCGCCGCACAACCAAUAUUGAUCCAGAGAUUCUCCAGCUAAUCUUCCAGCGUAUCCAGGAGAAGGCGCUCCGACGAAGUGAGGAAGAGAAGCAUGCCGCGGAUCGCCAUCAACGACGCGCUAUAGAUGCCUUGCGUUCCCGGAUCAAACGCCUCGAUCCUCCUGUCCAUCCAACUGAUACUUGGGAACAGGUGCGGCCCAGAAUUGAAAGAUUCGACGAGUACAAGUCUCUAGAGACCGAUGAGCUCCGACAGGCCGCCUUUGACAAGGUCCUUCGACGCCUGAAGGAGAAAGAGGAGGACGCGGAGAAGGACCGCGAGGCCCGUGACAGAGAUCGCGGGAACCGUCGGGAUCACCACGAUCGUGACCGUGAUCAUCGCAGCGGGCUGUCCUACAGAGGCGAAAGAAGAGGAACGUCAAGCCGCCAGAGCCGUACGCCAGAGCCGGAUGCCUACGAGGCAGACCGUCGCAAAGCCCAGGCGGACCGUGAAAGAUCCUAUCGGAAGGCCAGUGGCCUAUCGCCUGUCCGAGAAAGGCGGGAGGAGCGUGAUCGUGACCGGGACCGUUACCGUGAGCGUGAACGGGAUCGGGACCGCGAUCGCGACUGGGACCGAGAUCGCAGUGCCCGUCCUCUCAGCCAUUACGAACGCGAGCGUCGGGAGCGUGAGGAAGAGCGUGAACGUCUCUACCGUACUCGUGGUGAUCCCCGUGGAGGUCGGGAUGAGCUGGAUUAUGGUGCUGACACCCGCAGCACCACAAGCAACGAUCGUAGGCGUAGGCGCGACAGCGACACGGAAAGCGUUGCCAGUCGCUCUGCGAAGCGAUACCGACGCGAUAGUCGGGAGCGGGAGCGCAGCAGGGGUGCCAGGCGAGACCGGGAGCGUCGCGAACGCACUCCAGCAGCAGCGGAUGAGUCCAAGAAAGAAGAGAAGGCUGUCCACUCCGGCAGCGAGGAGGGAGAGAUUGAAGAAGAUUAGGUGCAUAGUGAUACCAGUAUUGGCAGACAUCACAUAGGUAGAUGCCAAUGAACGCCAACUCUACGCCGUACUCCACACCCUAUACUAUGAACAUAUCUAGUUUUAUAUACCUAUCGCGUUGACAAC
Aspergillus sclerotioniger CBS 115572 is the source of this 2556-nucleotide messenger RNA. RefSeq names its product snoRNA-splicing protein PRP40. The record is from RefSeq and is a predicted model, not a curated record. Gene Ontology annotation, cellular component: U2-type prespliceosome; U1 snRNP. Gene Ontology annotation, biological process: mRNA cis splicing, via spliceosome. Gene Ontology annotation, molecular function: protein binding; RNA binding. The transcript is spliced from 4 exons. The coding region runs from base 37 to 2430 and encodes 797 amino acids. NCBI's taxonomy places the organism in Eukaryota, Fungi, Ascomycota, Eurotiomycetes, Eurotiales, Aspergillaceae.